Molecule: messenger RNA, 4519 nt
Organism: Mercenaria mercenaria
Lineage: Eukaryota; Metazoa; Mollusca; Bivalvia; Venerida; Veneridae
Product: sterol carrier protein 2-like
Exons: 7
Coding region: 141-1427 (428 amino acids)
Molecular function (GO): acyltransferase activity, transferring groups other than amino-acyl groups
Source: RefSeq, a predicted model, not a curated record
UCAAUGCAACCCGAUCCAAAGGUCAAAAAAUAUAUCGUCGAGGUUUACUCCUGGGGCGUAGCUUGGUAAAGAAGCGAAAUAAAAUUUGAUUACACUGUUGUGGGCAAUAUUGUGGAAAAUUGACAAGGUAAGAGAAGAUCAUGGCUACAAAAGGCAUACCAAGAGUGUUUGUAGUUGGGGCAGGAGUAACAAAAUUUGAAAGACCAUUGACAAAAGAUUGGGAUUAUCCAGAUAUGGGCAAAGAAGCUGGUUCAGCUGCCUUGAAGGAUGCUGGUCUCACAUAUGAUAAAAUACAGUCUGUUGUAGCAAGCUAUUGUUACGGAGAACCAACUUGUGGUCAGAGAGCUGUGUACCAGCUGGGACUGAGUGGAAUACCGGUGUACAAUGUAAAUAACAACUGUUCCUCAGGCUCUACAGCCCUGAUGAUGGCUCGUAGACUGAUCCAGAGUGGUGUUGAAAACUGUGUACUUGCUUUAGGGUUUGAAAAGAUGGAGAAGGGUUUAUCAGAGCGCUACACAGACAAAGCUUCCCCAGUGGCUGUACAUAUGGAUCACAUGGUAAAAAUAGGAGCAAAACCUGGACUGAUCCAACCUCGCAUGAACAACAUGACAUCUGAUGUUGUGAAGUUGUAUGCAUAUGCAGCCAGAGAAUAUAUGAAUAAAUAUCCACAAGCUAAACUUUCAGACUUUGUUGAAAUUGCAUUUAAGAACCAUAAACAGAGUGUAAAUAACCCAAAAGCAUCUAUAUCAAAGGAGAUAUCGAGGGAAGAUAUUGCAGGUAAACUGAUGUUAUGUGAACCAAUAACAUUCUGGAUGUCAGCACCUGUAGCUGAUGGUGGAGCUGCUGCCAUUGUGUGCAGUGAACAGUUUAUGAUAAAAAAUAAUCUUCAGAACAGGGCAGUUGAGAUUGUAGCUCAAAGUAUGGUCACUGACAUGCCUUCAUCCUUUGGUAAAAGUUUCAUGGAUCUGUCAGGUGCAGGUAUGGCUAAGGAAGCAGCACGUCGAUGUUAUGAUGAAAGUGGUAUGACGUCCUCUGAUGUCGAUGUUUUAGAGGUGCAUGACUGUUUCUCAUGUAAUGAGAUGUUUAUGUAUGAAGCAAUGCAGCUAGCGGAGGAGGGCCGAGCUGUAGACUUGUUACAUUCUGGCAAAUGGCAGAAAAAUAGCAGGGGUGGGGAACAAUUUGUACUGGGAGGUAGAUGGGUGGUUAAUCCGUCUGGAGGACUUGAGUCUAAAGGGCAUCCUAUAGGAGCCACAGGACUAGCCCAGUGUGCAGAGUUAGUUUCACAGUUACGAGGGGAGAGUGAGAGGCGGCAGGUGGAUGGGGCACGUGUCGCACUUCAGCACAAUUUUGGCAUUGGUGGAGCAGCAGUUGUCACCAUGUAUAAAAAGUUUGAAUCUAGAGCAAAUGUUGCUCAUGCCAGACUUUGAACGAUGGAGUUAUUUUUUAAAAGAAAAUAUAGACUUGACAUAUCAGUAUCAGUAUUUGGUGCGUAAACUACAUGUAAUGUAACCAGAAUUACUUGUUUAUAGACAUAGACAUAUCCUUUCAACAGUACACCUGUAACAAUGAGGACAUUUUUAUCUCCAUCAAGACUUACAGAUUAGAUCAUUUAAAGUAUUUUGUUGUGUCUGUUGUACAGUAACUUUGUUAUUGUAAGAUUCAAUCUGUUUAAAAGUCAUUAUUUAAACAGUUUUACUUGUAUUUGACAUCCAUUCUGUCUGGAAGUUAUAAAGGAAUUUAGGUGUUAAGGGACUAAAUGUUGUUAACUUUUUAUGUUUAAGUUGUAAUAUAUGUUAUUGCAUAAUAGAAAUAAGGAUUAGUGUAAAUAGUUUUUAAGGUGGUCAGUCAAAUAUAAGCAACCUUUUAUGACAUUUUUUUUACUUUUUAAAUACAUGGAUUCUGUUAGGAACAAAAGAUCCAUAAUAUAUACUUUAAUCUCUAUUUUAAAUGUACAUAUAUAUUUUAUUGAUUUAUAAAAAUUACACCCCCCGCCUUUAAUAUGAAAAUAUUUAAAAAUUUUGAUAUCUAGUUUUACAUUUCCAUUGAUAGACCUUUGGGUAUUUCAACAAUCUGAACCAAAAGGUAAGUUUUAAAACUGUGUGUAGAUUUAGAAUAAUUUUAUUUCCUGUCUAUUUUGGUUGCGCAGCCAAGGUAGGCAAAGGGAGAUACUAGUAAUUUUACAAAUAUGUAUUUCUAAUUAAUUUUAAGCUAAAUGUAUAGUUGUAAAUAAAACAGUUUUACAAUAAAAUACAAUAGUUCCUAUAUUCAUAUCAUUCCCAAGGCUAAUAUUUGUCAUAUUCAUACUUAUGCUGUAAUAACUGUCUUGGUUUGGCAUCAAGGAUAGGAAAAUCAAAUUUUAACUAGAUGUGUGUCAAGAUGACACUGGUCCCCCACAACAUAAAAGAGUAAAAAAAAAUCUCCUUUUUUUCUGAUUGGCAGAGGCGGUGGGGGGAGGGGAAAAGGGGGCGGGGUAAAUUCCUAAUUCCAGGUGCACAAUUUAUGCUGAACAACAUACCUAAAAGAGUUUUGUGGCUUCAGGUCAAAUAUUUCUUGAAAUACAUGCGACACGCUUUUAGGCCCUUAAUGCAUAUUUUUAGCUCACCUGAGCCAAAGGCCCAGGGUGAGCUAUUGUGAUCGCUCACCGUCCGGCAUCCGUCUGUCGUCCGUCCGUCCACACUUUCCUUUAAACAACAUCUCCUCCUAAAACACCAAGCCAAUUUUGAUGAAACUUCACAGGGAUGAUCCUUGGAUGGUCUUCUUUAAAAAAAUUUCAAAGAACUGAAUUCCAUGCAGAACUCUGGUUGCAAUGGCAACCAAAAGGAAAAACUUCAAAAAUCUUCUUGUCCAAAACCACAAGGCCUCGGGCUUUGAUAUUGGGUAUGUAGCAUCAUCUAGUGGGCCUCUACCAAGAUUUUUCAAAUUAUCCCCCUAGGGUCAAAUAUGGCCCCACCCCGGGGGUCACAUGGUAUAUAUAGACUUAUUUAGGGGAAAACUUUGAAAAUCUUCUUGUCCAAAACCAUAAGGCCUAGGGCUUUGAUAUUUAGUGAAAAGAGGCCCCGCCCCAGGGAUCACUUGAUAUAUGAGUUAUAUAGGAAAAAUACAUAAAAAAAUAUCAGAUCAUAUUUCCUAGACUGUUUAAUUAUAUUUACCGGAUGACCCCAAGCGAUAAGGGGUCACCUGACUGUGUCCUUGACCUACUGACUGUUUUUUAAGUUACAGCUUUGAAAUUUGGAUGACAUGUACAGUUUUGCACACCAGUCUUAAAACUGACUUUCAGUGACCAUGAAUAUGACCUACUGACCUACUUUCUUGUUUUUUAAGCUUAACUCAGGUGAGCGAUAUUGGGCCAUCAUGGCCCUCUUGUUUACUUAAGCCAAGGGCCAUAAUUCUGGUCUUGCAGAGUGGAAUUCCACACAAUACUUGGGAUGCAAAACUUCGUGCUAAAUAACAAUCCUAUAAUGUUCAUUGACUCUUUUUAGCUCACCUGAGCAUGAAGUGCUCAAGGUGAGGUAUUGUGAUCACGCUGUGUCCAUUGUCCAUGUGUCAAGUCAUCCGUCAUCAACAUUUGUGUUUAAACAACAUCUCCUCCAAAACCACUGAAUGGAUUUUGAUGAAACUUGGCCAUGAUGUUCCUUGGGUGGUCCUCUACCAAAGUUAUUCAAACAGUUCCACUUGGUUGCACAUAGGGGCUGCCAGAGCUAAAAAUAGAAAAAUUUUCAAACAACAUCUCCUAAACUGAUGGUCCGAUUUUGAAAUAAUUUCACACAAAUGGUCCUUAUGCUACCCUCUACCAAGAUUGUUCAAAUUAUACCGAUUCGUCAAAAAACGUGGCCGCCAGAGGGCAUGGUCACUUUUCCUUGUAUGUAUAUAGUUGAAACUUUAAAAAUCUUCUUGUGUGAAACUGUUAGGCUGGUUUUAAAAUAAUUUUACACAAAUGGUCCUUGUGUGCCCCUCUACCAAGAUUUUUCAAAUCAUUUUGAUUAGUCAAAAAACAUGGCCAGCAGACCUUCAUUCAAUUCAUACUUCAUAACCAAAUUAUAGAAUUGUUAGAACGUUGUAAAAAAGAUGUGUGUUUUGGCUCAGGGUCCCAGAUCAAUCAAGCCUUUUUCAGAUUUCAUGAAUAAACAUUUAAAACCUCACAGCAAUUUUCCUUAUUUCACAUUUAUUUUUAUGAAGUUUUAGUAACCUAACUAAAAGUACUGUUAAUUUUGCUGUAAUAUUCUGUUCUGUUCUAAUAUGCUGUUCUUUAUGAGCUACUGCAGGAAUCAUAGACAAGAUAAUUUGUUUUAUGUUACAUCUCCUUGAUGUUCAUGAAUUUAUAAGGGACACUUUUGCAUCACCUACCUCAAUAUACUAUAAUUGUUCAUGUUAAAUAUAUUAGUGAAUCAUAUUCUCUGUUGAAGUUAAUUGUUUACUAUGUAUGUAUAUUCUCGUUCUGAUUUUGACAAUUAGAUGUUUGAAAUAUCAUGACAGUCUUAAUUAUUUAAUAUUAGAAAUAAAGGACAAAUGAAUUACUGCU